GGAACCUCCAGUACAAUGUUGGACAGAAAUGGUGAGAGUGGACGUUCUUCUCUUGUUCUUGAUCUCAGGGGGAAAGCACCCAGUCUUUCACCAUUAAAUGCAAUACUCACUGUAGCAAGGCUUAUUUUAGGAUUUUCUGGAAGGUUGGCUUGUUACAGCCUCACUACUAGUGUGUAUGAAUGGGACCCCAGUCUCCUUGCCAACACAAUGGCCCCGGGUUUAGAGGUGAGGACCCUAAGGCCAGGGAAGGGAAGUGUUGCAUGCCUCAUGACACAGCUGCUCAGCCGCCUUCCAUCCAGCUGUCCACAGUUACUGGGGAGUCAGCCUCCUGGACACUCAACCUUCCCUCCCCUAGUAGGGAUGCCUUGAGACCCACCAAGGGCAGCCACGGCUACAGAGGGAGGCCUGGGUUCUGUUCUUGGCUUGACCACUAAAUUGCUGUAUGAUCCUGGGCAUGUUGCUCCAUUCCCCCUUCCCUGAGCCUCAGUGUUUCCAUCUUUGCAGUGGGAGAGGUGGUCCACUCUAAAGUCCUCCAGCUCUGACCACUCACCCUUAAACCCUCAGCUGCUUCUGCCACUGCCCGGAACGACCACCAGAGGGCGCCCCAGACCAGCAUUUGGCCCAGCUCUGGUGCAGGGGGGCCCUAGGGAGGCUGAGAGGCAGGGCGUGUUUUCCAGGAGCCACUAGCUUUGCUUACACAGACUUCCUGGUGGCUAGACCUACUCAAGCCAUCUCCCCAUUCCUAUGAGCACUGAUCUCUGAGAAGGGAGGAUGGAGACAUCACCCCCAAGGCCAGUGACCUUGCACUCAUCCCUGUCUGUUUUGGGUUGGCUGCUUAAGGCCCAGGCGCCCCAGUGUCAGGGCCAACAGCUUUGAGUUUCUCAGCCUCAAAAGGUUUCCACUGUCACUAGGCCUCUUACGGCUGAGGCACCCUUCCCCCACCACGUUACCCGGCAGUACAAAGCCCCUAUCCUGGACAGUGCCUGGCUGCCUAGAAGGAACACGUCACAGCCCAUUUUGCAUAUGGAUGGAUUCACGAUGGGGGCCCUGGACGGCGUAGUCUUGGAAACCACAACAUCCAGGACCCCCAGAUACCUCACGUGACAGACCCCAGAACCACAGAAAUAGGCACCGCAGACCUCAGGGACCACCCGGCACUUCCCAGAGCAGAGUAUCUCACCUCCUUUCUGAAGGAUUCUCCUGGGAGCACCAGAGGGGCUCUAUCAGGCCCUCUGAGACUCCCCUAAUGCUGAUUUCACCCUCCAAACAGAAGCAGAACCUUUGCUUUGCAAAUCAAGCCCCAAGACAAAGCAGCAUCUCCCAGCCUGUUCCCCGGAGGGAUGCCGCAGCCCCCGCCCGCCCGGAUGCCUGCAACUUGCCUUGCAUUCCAUUACUUGUGUAUGUUUUUUCUCUCCCCUUCCAGACUGGGCCCCCUUGAAGGCAGAGUGACUCUCCCAUGCUCCUCACUUCCCUCUGUGGCAGCUGGUUCAGGACUGGGCAUCCAGUAGGAGCUCAACAGAUGUCACCACGGGAGUCCCUAUCCCAUCCUGUCCUCCCACUCAAGGACUGGGGCUGCCUCUGCCCCUUACUUAGCUGUGUGGCUUUGGGCCACUUGCUGAGCCUCUCUGAGCUUCCACUCUGUUUUCUUCUUUGCUGCUUUCCUUCCCUCAGAAGAUUGCCAGGGUCAGAGAGAGUGUGAGAGCCCUGGAGUGAAGGGUGACAUGCUCUCCCCAUGUCACGGGCGGUUGUCCUCAGAGCACAGGGCUGCACGCGGAGGUCACAUGGAAGAGAGGCAGGCGCCAGGCCACACCCUCCCGAGUGCCCCAGUUUUCAAAUAACAAUGGCAGACAUUUCCUGGGCCCGUUCCAUGGGCCAGACAUUGUGCUAAGUAUCUCACCCAGAUUCUCUCUCUUGAUCCCCUCUGUGGCCCUUCGAGUAGGCAGCGUGACCAUCCCCAGCUUUGCAGACAGGGAAACUGAGGCAGGCAGCAAUUAGCUGCGUUGCCUGAGGUCACACACGUGGCCAGUGCUGGGGCUGGGACUUGGACCCUGGUGUCUGGCCUCUGGAGCCCGUGCUCUUAGCUACCGUGCCUGCUCGCCGAAGCCGACACGGGGCAGGGAUGGACAGCCCUGGGGUCUUUCUGUCCACUCUAUAGGAAUCCUCAGGGGUCAGAGAUCAUUUGUUCUGACCUUCCUGUUUCAGGACUGGAGCACUGAGGCCAGAAAGGAGAGCCUCCCUCAGUCUCUCUCACACACCAGGGCAUCUGGGGGCAAAGCAGGACCCUGGCAGAAACUGGGUGACGCCUAAGCCCAUGAGUCUCAGAAUCUGUGAUUCUAAAAAUUAUCCUGGGACCUUGUUCCCAACAGCCAGCCUAUUGCGGUUGGACUCGUUUGCCCAACUUUGGGGUCUUGGCGGGGGGUGAUGGGGAGUACUCAAAGGCUCAGAAUGAUGCCCACCCACCAGCCAGACGCCGGGCACCAACAGGCUCCCUCUCCCCAAGGCCCAGCCCCUUAUCAGGAAAGGAUUUGGGUUGGUGGGGAGGGGGAAGUCCGAGGCCCCUGGCUCGGCAAGGUGGGUAGGAGAGAUAGGGGAGUGGGGAGGGGGCCACGGGGGUCCUGCUGGGAGGGCCAGAGGCCGGAAGGGAUGCCCAGAGCCAGCGUGGGGGCGUGGGGUUUGCCAAGCGCUGUCCUUGCUCCCGGCCCUGCGACAUGGUUCCAGGGCUGCUUCUGCCUUCCAUCCUUGCCGGCACAUUUAAUUAGCAAGCAGCAGCCUCUCCCUGAUUCAUCACAGUCACUGUUUAAUUAGCCGCACACAAGGCGCCCCUACCCCCCAGCUCUGGGUUGAGCAGCCUGCCUCUCUCACAGAGGCUGCCACCACCUCAUGGUGUCCCCUGUCACCCCCCCAUACUUAUUCUGCUCCCCAGAAUGGGGGAUGGGGCGGGCACGCCUGGCUGAAACCUCAAGGAGAUUCUGGGCACCGAGGCUUGUAUUGAAGGCAUCCAGCAAACAUUAUUAGGGCCUCGAGCCUGCGCCAGGCUGGCGCUGGGCGGAACCCAGGCUGGACGGGGGUGGCCGCCUCAGUCCUGUGCGCCUGCUGGGGCCGGCUUUUCCCUUUGGGAGGUGUUGCUCCCACCCCACAUCCGGAAAGGGACGGCCAUUUCUUCCUGUUCCUCCUUGUCCCAGAGCCCAGCAGGCUCCCCCGAGAAGGCUGCAUCUUCCGGGAUGGAGAGGGUCCAUCCUCCAACCCCACCUCCCCCAGGCGCAGAUCCCGGAGGCCCAGGCCACGGGCAAAGGGCAGUGGUGGGGGAGUCUCAGCUGCGCUCUGCGUCUGCAAGGGCCCUGGGGGUCGGAGGCCCACGAGUGAGCCCACAGGCUGUGGCUGAACCGGGCACUCUGUUUCCUUGAAGCAGGGCGGGGCUGGGAGCCCUGGGAGCGACACCCCACACCCUUCCUGCAGAGCGGGGGCAGCUGCCGCCUCGGGGCAGCCAGCUGGAGGCAGGAGGCUCAGGUUCCAGCCCAGCCCUGCGCUCUGGUCCAUCUGUGGCUUCAGGCAAAUCAGCCACACUGGGGCCUCAGCAUCCUGGCCGCACAAGGGUGCCUACCCCCAGCUCUGACGUGGACUAAGGACUUGGAAGGAUGGGCAUUUAUUCUGGUUCCUGAGGGAAGGGCCAGAGCCUGUCUGCCCUGGUGCUCACCAUCUGUGUGGUCACCAAACUGCACUGGCCUCAGUUUCCCCAGAAGUAGCCGCUACCUCAUGGGUUGUCGUGAGGAUUAAAUGAUUUACCAUGUUUAGUGCACGCAGAACAGAGGGAGUCCUCAGUCAUCAUUGGCCGUUUUUGCCAUUAUUUCCCUUCUUUUUAUCCAUCAAUAUUUAUUGCCAGGUAUGAGGGAGUUGGUGGUGAGUGAGUGAGGUGACCUCCCUGCUUUCAGUUUUCCUUCCAGUGGGGGAAGCAGCUGAAAACAAGUAAUAAAUAAAGGAAAAGUACAAUUUCACAUGAAUUAAGUCUGCAGUUUAGUUAAUGGUAAUAUAUCAGUGUUAAUUUCUUAGUUUUGACAGAUGUACCACUGUUAGGUAAUGGACUGAGGUUAGGAAAACUGAGUGAAGGAUAUACAGGAACCCUUUGUACUGUCUUUGCAACUUUUCUGUGAAUUUAAAAU
Delphinapterus leucas (beluga whale) is the source of this 4157-nucleotide messenger RNA. RefSeq lists its product as uncharacterized. NCBI's taxonomy places the organism in Eukaryota, Metazoa, Chordata, Mammalia, Artiodactyla, Monodontidae. The record is from RefSeq and is a predicted model, not a curated record.